UGGUGAUAAGUGGAGUGUUUAUUAUUGAAAUGUUGUUGUGACGGGCGAUGCUUGUGGGAGAGCAGACGCCGGCACCACGGGUGGUGGCCGGCUUGCGGAAACUUCGACCUGAAUUGACGCCAGGACCUAUAACAACGCCAUCAGAUCCUAAUCUUAGGAUAUCAGGUGUUCUCAGACAGUAUUACAAUGACGAUGAUGAGUCAUGGGCGUGGGUGCGUGCGGCGGUGCGCGGAGGCUGCCUACUCGCUUGGCGGGAUGGUACCCUCCCUAGGCGACCAGCAGCCAGGCUACCGCUCAGCCACUUGCACCUCCGUACAUCGAUGACCCUGCCAAAUGCCUUUCAACUGUCACGAUUGCGCGACGAUGCCUCUGUUGCCACGUUCCAGGCUUGUAAUGCGACGGAAUACGCCCGUUGGGUGCGAGCGCUAUGUGUUGAGAUACUUGGACAAACACCUCUGCCACAAGUUCGAUUUUUGGACGUAUUACCAGCUGCCGACACGUGUAGCAAGGGAUCAAAGCAAAUACAGGAAACACCUGGAUGUCCUCCCAGACCGCCUCCUAGAGCGCGACGAAGGCUGCUGACUGCCCCUGAAACCCAGCUUCUUCGGAGAGACCACUCGCCUGCCGCAACGGACGAGGGCAUCGUCGUAGAAGACGACGACUAUGAUUCAUCGUCCGAUCGCAGCCUCGACCUAUCUCUAUCCCUCGACGCUUUGAAGACCAUCGACGUGGUCGACGCACCAGUACGAAAAGCUGAGGUCAUCAAAUGCGACAAUUGUAGUAAAUUGACCGCGAGUCCGCUACAACACCACACAUUACCGCGUGCUAAGACUACCGAGACAGAGCUAGGUCGACAUAGGUAUCUAAAGCGCUGGGAGGGCACUACAGGUGGAGCUGAAAGAGGCAGAUAUGCAAUGGAAGCAGCGCGCAGAAAAACUGCUUCGCUUGAGAAUCGAGCGAGAUCGUGCUCUCCGAAUUCUCACGAAGCAGUGACACAAUAUGUUCCUGUGCGGGAGAGGCGUGCUCUAUUUGAAUCACUCUCACAGAGCGGCGGAAGCUUAGCACGAAGUAGUGAACAAUUAGCACGACCUCUUCCAGUGACGGAGACGACACCGAGGCGCGCAGCGUCGCUACAUGACCUUCAAGCGCCUCCGACGAGAUCAGUGAGUGAUUUACGGCAAUUCUUCGAGGCUGUGGCGAGAGGUGCAGGACAGUGCUCUGGUCUCCAGAGGUAUAGCGCCCCAACGAAUCCAAUUGGUGCCUUCACAUCGCUCACGUGUGCCUGACCAAUAUUUGUAAAUAUUGUAAAUAGAAAAGACUCACAGCGUAGACCGCUGUCUGUCACUAAGUCGUUCGCUUUAAGACUGUUAAAAGUAUUGUUAUAAAGUACCUUAAUAUAAAUGAAAUGUAUUAACUAUUA
Molecule: messenger RNA, 1420 nt
Organism: Melitaea cinxia (Glanville fritillary)
Lineage: Eukaryota; Metazoa; Arthropoda; Insecta; Lepidoptera; Nymphalidae
Exons: 3
Coding region: 48-1286 (412 amino acids)
Source: RefSeq, a predicted model, not a curated record